UGAGGCUUAUAUAAACCAGGCAGUUGGGCUGCAGGAGGUCAGGCAGCAACAGUGUCUGGUUGUAGUGCUGCUGUGUAUGAUCUGGAGCAUGCUGCCUCUGCUGAUGAAGUAAAUUCAGGAUCAGCCUUCCCCAAUAACUCUUGGGGAACAAUAGAAAAGAUACCUAAUGAAUAUCAAUUUCAAGCCACAACCUGAACUUAAGUUCAACCACAGACUAAUAGAACAGAAAAAUGUGAAUGAAUCACCUUUUACAAGAACAAGUGGGACUUACUUUCUCUCCAGGCAUAGUCCACAUCCCCGGACAGUCUGCCAUAUUCAAGGGUUAAACAAUGCACCUGUCUGUGUCGUGAAAGAUGCAGGGAAUUUUUCAAGGCAACAGAUUACGAGCAAAAUCAUAAUACCACAGCAAGAACAUGACAAACUUGUGCUAACUGGAAAUGCCAUGGGUGCUACAUCUGCCAACCAGGCUAUGCCAAGCUUUCAGGCUUAUCCAUCCAAAGGAAAAAGUCCUUCAUGGCCUGGUUCAUACCAUAGGAGAGAAGAACUUGCAGAACUCUCCAAAAGGACAAGAAAUUGGACCGAUUCUUCAAUUACAAAGGAAGAUACUUGGAAAAAACAACUUGAAACCCGUCCUCCAUCUGCGACUGACCAUGAUGUCCAUCUCUCUUCUUUAAACCAUCCCUCUUCUCCAAUCCACUCCAUGUAUUACAGGCCAGGAAUCAAUUCCUGUGCUCCCCAUGUCCCAGGUUACCUGGAUCAGGAAAUAAAAAUUUUGGAAAAACUCUGUAACAUUUUACAGACGGACUCCCUUGCAGAGAUCCACGCAUGGCUGUCAAAUGCAAGUCUAAGAGAGAAGGAGGUUGUUUCAAAUUUGGUUCGCUCAGAAAUGACUGGCAGAGACUUGCUGAGCUACCAGCAACAUGCACUAAAUACAGAUGCAGAGGAAAACUUGACUUUCCCUGACACACUGAAAGCUCCUGCUAUCAACCGGACAGAACCAAGGGAAGGAGUUAGCCAACUCAGGCCUUCAAGUAAAGCAUCAGAAGCGAGCAGAGGAAUGGAACAAGAAAGGGAUGAAGAGGGCCAUCUGUUCACGAGGCAGAGAAAUACAAGCCCCGUCUCUGAAAGUUUACGUCCAAGGAAGCCUGCCAACAGGCCAAGAACUGAAAUGAGCCGCAGUCCUGCCGCAGCACUUCAGAGGCCCCACCUACGCUACACCAGGACACCGCUUAGUCAGAGAGGCUCUCUCUCCAGAGAAGAAAUCCCCCAUCAAAGCCACUGAAACAGUGCAAUCACUCUCAUCCAUUUAUAACACCAUACACACUAUUGGCAGUGAUAGCAUUUGAAAAUACUUAGUCUGGCAGCUACCUUUUUAAAAAUAAACUUGUAUUCAUUAUA
Alligator mississippiensis (American alligator) is the source of this 1398-nucleotide messenger RNA. RefSeq names its product chromosome 2 C4orf17 homolog (gene C2H4orf17). The transcript is spliced from 9 exons. NCBI's taxonomy places the organism in Eukaryota, Metazoa, Chordata, Crocodylia, Alligatoridae. The record is from RefSeq and is a predicted model, not a curated record. Bases 167 to 1282 code for a protein of 371 amino acids.